ACACAUUCUUGCCUCGUCUCAUUGAAUUAUACACGUCGCUGAACGAUGCCAAUGUCAACGCCAGCGGAUCCAAUCAUACCCGUGAGGGAGCGCGACUUCCGCGUCGCCAUCGUCGGCGGGGGAAUAUGCGGUCUGCUAUGUGCCAUCGGGCUCACCAAGGGAGGCUUCAAGGUAGACAUCUUCGAGUCAGCUUCUAAAUACGGGGAGGUCGGCGCGGGCGUGGGCAUCGGACCCAAUGCCGUGCGGGUGCUGAAGGCCCUCGGCGUGCUCGACAAGGUCAUCGCGCACUCGGACGAUAGCGGGCCCACGAUGCGAUCGUUCCGGUUUAUUUAUGGCACCGGGGAGAGUGAGACCGUCUACACUUACCCGACGAAGGAAAGAGACCUUGGGCUCGGGAUCCACCGCGCCGCGCUCCUCGAUGGGCUUAUAGAGACGCUUGACACCGCCCGCGCGCAGACGCACUUCGAUAAGCGCUGCAUCUCAAUCGCCGAUGGCGCCGACGAGCACAAGCACAGGUACACGCUCCACUUCGCCGACGGCACCACGCACGCAGCGGACAUCGUGCUCGGCGCCGACGGCAUCCGGAGCACGGUGCGCCGCUUCGUCGUCGGAGACGCCGUGGCCGAGCGCGCGCUCGUGUACACGAACACGGUCGCGUACCGCGGGCUUAUUGACGCGAAGCGUUUGGUGGAGCUCGGGGUAAAGACAGAGCUCACGCCGCUGCCGAUAUGCUGGAUCGGCGAGUCGAAGCAUAUGAUCACGUUUCCCAUCAAGAACAACACGACAAUCAACGUUGUCGCCUUCGUCUCGGACCUAACGCGCCCCAUCGGCAGCACCGCGCUCCCGCCCGGCACGCCGUGGGUCACCCCCGUCCCGCAGGAGGAGCUUCUCGAGCAGUAUGCGGACUGGGGCGCAGACGCACAGCACAUCCUGCGGUGCCUCGAGCAACCGAGCAAGUGGUCGAUCCACGGCGUGUAUCCGCAGCUGGAGCACUACGUGCGCGGGAGAGUUGCGGUGCUGGGAGAUGCGGCCCAUGGGAUGCUCCCGCAUCUCGGCGCAGGCGUCGGACAGGGCAUUGAGGACGUCUAUGUCCUCACGCGCCUGCUCUGCCAUGCGCAGACAACCGUGACCAACGUAGAGGCUGUGCUGAACGUAUACAACGACGUUCGCGUGCCCCGCGCGACCUUCGUCUCGCGCGAGUCCAAGCGCGCGGGCGACAUUUACGACGGGCACGGAGAGUCGGGGGCGUCCCCCGACGGUGUCAGAGGGGAUAUUGGACUGAUGUGGGAGAAAGUGUGGCAUCAUGAUUUAGAAGCGGACGUGCAGAGCGCGGUGCGCUCGCUGCAAGCCCAAGGAGUGUUCAAGAAGGAGAAAGAGAUGAGAAGGAAGAAGGUAUCUGGGCUGGUAAAGCGUGUAUUGGCUUUUUUCAAGGUGUAGAUGAUAGGAAAGUCCGAGAAAGCCGUGUUAUCAAUGUCUAUUAGCUAAUUGUGAGGACAUGAUGGACAUGGAAAGGACUCUCCUCGUGCAGCUGACCACACGAAGCACUCAAAACGAGGAUGAAU
This is a messenger RNA of Heterobasidion irregulare TC 32-1, 1562 nucleotides long. RefSeq lists its product as uncharacterized. The coding region runs from base 46 to 1437 and encodes 463 amino acids. Gene Ontology annotation, molecular function: FAD binding. Gene Ontology annotation, biological process: secondary metabolite biosynthetic process. The record is from RefSeq and is a predicted model, not a curated record. The transcript has 9 exons. NCBI's taxonomy places the organism in Eukaryota, Fungi, Basidiomycota, Agaricomycetes, Russulales, Bondarzewiaceae.